Messenger RNA from Paecilomyces variotii, 1864 nucleotides. RefSeq names its product cytochrome P450. The transcript has 4 exons. Gene Ontology annotation, molecular function: oxidoreductase activity, acting on paired donors, with incorporation or reduction of molecular oxygen; iron ion binding; monooxygenase activity. Bases 121 to 1662 code for a protein of 513 amino acids. Lineage: Eukaryota; Fungi; Ascomycota; Eurotiomycetes; Eurotiales; Thermoascaceae. The record is from RefSeq and is a predicted model, not a curated record.
UUUUUUCCUUCACCCCGGAUCAUCUUGACAGACUGCCAGCCAAUCUGCUCAUAGAAUACAUAUAUACAUACUCCAUACUACGUAUUACAUACAUACAUCACCGCCAUUGAGCCGACCAAAAUGAUCACCGAUUUCUUGUUGACGCCGUGGACGCCAGUGGUCCUGCUACUGCUCUACUACAUCGUCCCCUACCUGGCCCGCUCCCAUUACCUCGAUAUCCCCGGUCCCUUUCUCGCUAAAUUCUCCAAUUUCUGGCUGCUCUAUCAGGCCCGUCGAGGUCGUCGCUACCAGACUGUCCACGAAUUGCACAAGAAGCACGGCAAAUUCGUUCGCAUCCAACCAAACCAUGUCUCUGUGGCAGAUGACAAUGCUGUUCAGGAAAUCUAUGGCCACGGCAAUGGUUUUCUGAAGGCCGAGUUCUACGAUAGCUUCGUGUCUAUCCGUCGAGGUCUCUUCAAUACCCGUGAUCGUGCUGAGCACACCCGCAAGCGCAAGACUGUCUCUCACACUUUCAGCGUCAAGUCCAUCGGCCAGUUCGAACAGUAUAUCCAUGCCAACCUGGAGCUGUUUGUCAAGCAAUGGGAUCGCAUUGAUACCAAGGACAAGAAUCCCCGUACUGGCUACUCAAGCAUUGAUGCUUUGAACUGGUUCAAUUACCUGGCUUUCGAUGUCAUCGGUGAUCUGGCAUUUGGUGCUCCCUUUGGUAUGCUGGAGAAAGGCAAGGAUAUCGCUGAAGUCAGGGCUAAUCCCGAUGCCCCCGUCAAGUACGCCCCCGCCGUCGAGGUCUUGAACCGCCGUGGUGAGGUUUCCGCGACUCUGGGAUGCUAUCCCGCCCUGAAGAACUUCGCGAAGUACCUGCCUGACCGCUUCUUCCGUGAGGGUCUCGAAGCUGUCGAGGAUCUUGCCGGUAUUGCUGUCGCCCGUGUCAGUGAGCGUUUGAAGCCAGAGGUCAUGGAGAAGAACACCCGUGUAGACUUGCUUGCGCGUCUAAUGGAGGGUCGUGAUGAGACUGGUGCCAAGCUCGGUCGUGAAGAGCUCACUGCUGAGGCCCUCACUCAGCUUAUUGCUGGCUCCGACACCACUUCUAAUACUUCUUGUGCUAUCCUCUACUGGGUCCUGAGAACCCCUGGGGUCAUAGAGAAGCUGCAGACAGCCCUUGAUGAGGCUCUCGGCCCUGACGUUACCGUUCCUUCUUUUGCCCAGGUCAAGGAAAUCCCUUAUUUGCAAUGGGUCAUCAAUGAGACGAUGCGUAUUCACAGCACCUCCGCUCUUGGUCUUCCUCGUGAGAUCCCUCCCAACUUCCCUCCGAUCAACAUUGCUGGUCACGUCUUCAAGCCUGGCGAUGUCCUCUCCGUUCCCACGUACACGGUCCACCACUCCACUGAGAUCUGGGGCCCUGAUGCUGAGGCUUUCGUUCCCGAGCGAUGGGACCCUAAGCGCCUGACUGCCCGCCAGAAGGCUGCAUUUAUCCCCUUCAGUGUUGGUCCCCGUGCCUGUGUCGGCCGUAACAUCGCCGAGAUGGAGCUCCUCACCACCAUGGGUACUGUCUUCCACCGCUACGAGUUCCAACUCGAGCAGGACCACCCCAUGGAGACUAGAGAAGGUUUCCUGCGCAAGCCCCUCGGCCUACGGGUUGGUAUGAGACAGCGACAGAUUAAUUAAACGAAAGAGAGAGAGAGAAAACCCUUAUAUUAGUUGGCGUCGGAUUCCCAGAUCGAGGAGUACUCGGAGCACCGGUCCAGUUCCCAGGAGAUUCCGAGACGGAUAGAGAGGCGGGACUUUUGGGUCGCCUUGUUAUAUACGGUCACUUGACCGUUCUUGUCUGCUGGGAGAUUUGCCUCGUUUCAUGGAGGACCUGGCAUAA